Molecule: messenger RNA, 3660 nt
Organism: Mauremys mutica (yellowpond turtle)
Lineage: Eukaryota; Metazoa; Chordata; Testudines; Geoemydidae
Product: tetratricopeptide repeat protein 38-like
Exons: 18
Coding region: 930-2348 (472 amino acids)
Molecular function (GO): protein binding
Source: RefSeq, a predicted model, not a curated record
GUUCUUCUCAUCGGGGCAGAGAAGAUUCUUCCUGUGGACAGCAGUGCUGGCCAUCCACAACCCCCUGGUGCAUGUCAGCCAGGCUAGGCUGCUCCUCACUUACUCCCUCCUGGGGGAAGCCCAGCAGGUGGUGGGGAACAAGCAAAGGACGUGACGGCCAACGUGAUGCAACAACUUCACAUCAUCCGGCACUUGCGCCAAGUGCCUGAAGCGCUGCAGGAGCCCUGCCUCUGAGGCCACCAGCAACUCCCACUCCCUGUAAACAGGGAGUGUAGUGAGGCUGAGUGGCCUCCCUCUGAGCAGGAGAGCGAGGGCCCCCCUACACGCCCCUUGGAGGGCAGAGCCUAUAUCGUCCCGCCCCCCUCGCCUGUAGGACUGUUUGUUGGCUGGCCACCGGGGCCUUUGGUAGACUGUGUUGAGACUAAGUGGCCUCCCUCCAAUCGGGAGAGUGAGGACCCCCUACACGCCCCUUGGAUGGCGGAGCCUAUAUCGCCCCGCCCCCCUCACUGGAAGUAUAAAAGGCUGGCCCUGCAGCACAGUUGGGGGAGAGCCUGCAAUAGAGGAGGACGCUCGGCCUGUUCUCCAGAGGCCUUGAGAGGAACCCACGCCUGGCUGUUCCCGAUCCCCAGGCAUGGAUGAGGACUGGCCCGGAGUACCUGCUGCGGUUUACCCCGAGGAGUCGGAAGAGGCCUGGAGGCUGCAGAUCUGUUUCGUUGGAAUGAACUGUAACCACAGUAAAAUGUAAGAUAUUUUUUAUGCUGAAGAAUCCCAAAGUGCUGUGCGAACUGUCUGCAUACAACACCGAUGAAAUAAAGCCAUAGCUGAGGAGUUUUCUCAAAGCUGCUGCUCUGGUUGCAUCCACACCAUUAAUACGGUGCUGAAGCUAUGCUGAAGGUUCUCUGCAACAUUGCCUGACAAUUGCUGACUGGAUGGAGGUUGCAACCAGUGUUCCCUUUAUUUUUCACAUCUAUGCCUGGCAGGAUGCUGGACUUGUCCUAUCCACCACUAAUAAUGAGGCCUGCAAAAUGUUUGAUGCCACGCUCACUCAGUAUACUACAUGGACCAAUGAUAAGAGUCUAGGGGGCAUUGAAGGAUCUCUCUCCAAGUUACAUGCAGCAGAUCCAACUUUUACAAUGGGACACGUGAUUGCUAAUGGCUUAGUUCUGAUUGGCACUGGGAGUUCAGUGAGGUUAGACAAAGAGCUGGACGGUGCAAUGAAAAAGAUGGUGGCACUCUCAGAAUCGCAGCCCCUGACUGAGCGGGAGAAGCUACAUGUGUCUGCACUAGACAUGUUUGCCAGUGGGCGUCUUCCUAAAGCAUGUGACAUAUGGGAUAAGAUUCUGCAGGACCAUCCAACUGACAUGUUAGCUCUAAAAUUUGCCCAUGACACUUAUUUUUAUCUGGGAUAUCAAACACAGAUGCGAGACUCUGUUGCCCGUGUAUAUCCUCACUGGACACCUAAUAUUCCACUUAGUAGCUAUGUGAAAGGCAUUUUCUCUUUUGGACUGAUGGAAACUAACCUUUUUGAUCAUGCUGAAAAGCUCGCCAGUGAGGCUUUAGCUAUAAACCAAUCAGAUGCAUGGUCUGUCCAUACCAUAGCACACAUAAAUGAAAUGAAAGCAGACCUGAAGAAUGGGUUGACAUUUAUGAAGCAAACUGAAAACAACUGGAAGGACUGUGACAUGCUUGCUUGCCAUAAUUACUGGCACUGGGCUUUGUAUUUCAUUGAAAAGGGUGAUUAUGAAGCGGCUUUGACAAUUUAUGACAAUCAUAUUGCUCCCAGAUGCAUGUCAAGUGGAAGUAUGCUAGAUGUAGUAGAUAACUGCUCCAUGCUGUACCGGCUUCAGUUGGAAGGUGUAAAGAUAGGAGACAGGUGGAAUGAAGUUAUCCAACUCACAAAGAAACACUCCAAAGAUCAUAUUCUGUUUUUCAAUGAUGUCCACAUUCUCAUGUCUUCGCUAGGGGCCAAAGACCACAAAACCACCAAUGAGCUCUUAACAACUCUUCAGGAACUUACAAAAGCACCUGGUGAAGACUAUCAGCUGGGUCUGGCUCCGAAGUUGGGGUUGCCACUUUGCCAGGCUUUGGUAGAGUUUGACAAUGGAAAUUAUGACAAGACAGUAGAAUUACUUUAUCCAAUUCGCUACCAGGUCUUACAGAUAGGAGGCAGCAAUGCUCAGAGGGAUGUUUUCAACCAGCUAUUGAUCCAUGCUGUUUUAAAUUGCAAAUCAAAAGCCCAUCAGAACCUGGCCAGAUGCCUCCUGAUGGAACGUGAUGGGUUGAGACCAAAUUCACCAUUGACUGAGCGACUUAUUCAAAAGGCAUCAGCUGUUCAUGCGAUGGAAUAAAACUUAAAUCAGUUAUUCCCGUGGAAAUAAUAAUUAGCACUAUAAUCAGUUGCUUUCUGUGACAUUAAAAGAAUCAAAAUAGGGGAAAUAUUGCAUCAGCAGUCAUAUCAGAUCUUCUAAAUAUCUGAGCUUUGGGAAGCUUGUUGUGGUGAUUCAGCAUUGUUGCUUGAGUUUCUGGACACCUCUGAUUCUAGCAAGGUUCUGACCUAGCUGUGUUUUGCAGGGCGACAAUAGCAAAUGAAGUAGAUAUCAGUCAUUUGUUUAAAGCAUGCUGAGCCAUUGUUUUUCAGGAGAGCGCAUCAGUCCUAUGCUUAUCAGGUUGCGGGAUAACACUGCUAUUAUAAAGUUGUGCACCGCCAAAGUAGGCAGUGGUGUUGCUAUUCUAGAACAUGAGGGGAUGGGUCGAGCUGUCACAUGAAGAGCCUUUGAAAAAAGAUGACAUGUGGGAUGUACUAGGGAGGAAUAAAUGGUGCCAAAAUGUGUAGAAAGUGAACUUAUAUGUGUUGGCCCAAAGUGACUUUUGGGCUUCUCCCCCAGGACCAUAGAAGGCCCUAGCUCCACAGAACCACUGCUGCAAAUAGGGGCGGUAUUCGGGAACCUUUUGCUUCCAUGCCAUUCUGCUCCAUUGGGCUCCUAAUGCAUGUAGAGGUGGGGGAGGAGAGCAGGAAUUUGAACCAAGGAAUCCACUGACAGUCUUUUCCUAUGGACCGGCAGUAGCCGCAGGCGGUGCUUCAGCCAUGGAGUUGCAGUAAAGGUCUGGGGGAAGGUGAAUGAGGACUUCUACCACAUGCAUAACACAGCCAUGCCAGAGUGACACCACCCAGCAUGCAGCUAGGCCCUUUUGGCCUGCCUGCGGGUUCCAGGAUUUGGUUUCAAGUUCCUCAAAGGCAUAAUUUUGUAUCAUUUGCUAUUAAAGUCAUACAGGUAUGAACUGAUUUUGCAAGUCAACCGUUUCACAGUUGUUAAUCAAAACUUCUUACUUCUUGAUGUUCUUUUGGAUUUUAAUGGAAAUUAUAGCCUAAUAAUGCGGCACAUUUUUAUAACAUCAGUGGAUAGUGUUAGAAAAAUCUUUGGGCAAUCUAUUAAGAAUUGUAUAGAUCUUUUUUCAUAUGUAACUGUGUUCCUUUGAUUUGCAUUGAACUGAUACCUUACUCCUACAUUACAAAUGUAAGAGCAGACUUUAUGGCAAUGUGAUUUAUGGCAUUACUAAUAGUAUCCUAAAGAAUGUCAUUAAAUUCAAAGAGAUGGUGAUUGAUUUUUCUGAACUUAGGCAUCACCAAAGUGACUAAUGUAUGAAACUGUAGUUUUUUAA